UUUGAAGAUUUGUUACAUAUGGUCUCGAGAAUUGAGAGUAAUGGAUUUGGAGUGUAUUACAAGUAUAAGGAAAGAAAUGUUUUGUUUGGUAGAGAUAAGUUAUGAUAAAGAUGAAACAAGAAUAACACAACUAUCAGUUCUGAUAGAUGAAACAUCAGAAUUAUCAAGCGAUGGUAAAAAAUUGUAUGGUGAAAUGAAAUUUGUAGCUCUUCGCAAUAUUCUUAAAGGAGAAGAACUCACAAUUUCAUAUCUGCAAGAUGAAAAUGACUUACUACCACUACAAUCACGACGACAGAAACUUUUAAAUGAAUAUUAUUUUUCGUGUCAAUGUUGUAGAUGUGUCGCGGAAGAAAAACAAGGUAGAAAGAAAAAGAAAAAUGUUAAUCGAAACAUAACAUUAAAAACCUUUACAAUAUUGCAACGAAUUACUCGAGGAUCUGAAUUUAACCUUUUCCUUAUUUCUGCCAGUACCAAUGG
Scutellospora calospora is the source of this 477-nucleotide messenger RNA. The record is from the annotation of a GenBank genome assembly. Lineage: Eukaryota; Fungi; Glomeromycota; Glomeromycetes; Diversisporales; Gigasporaceae.